Juglans microcarpa x Juglans regia is the source of this 1140-nucleotide messenger RNA. Its product is annotated as probable glycosyltransferase At5g11130. The record is from RefSeq and is a predicted model, not a curated record. Gene Ontology annotation, molecular function: glycosyltransferase activity. Lineage: Eukaryota; Viridiplantae; Streptophyta; Magnoliopsida; Fagales; Juglandaceae.
AAACUAAGCAGAGGGCAAAAGCUCGAACAAGGACUUGCAUGAGCACGAUAUUCGAUUCGUAGAGCAGCUUCGAAGCUAAAUCUCUCAGCAACGACACUCGAAGACGGCGACGAUUUUGUCCCCUCCGGAGUAGUCUACCGCAACCCCGGUGCAUUUUAUCAGAGCCACAAAGAGAUGGUGAAGAGAUUUAGGGUUUGGGCAUACAAGGAAGGAAAGCCACCCAUUCUUCACUACGGGUCAAUGAAGGACAUAUACUCAAUUGAAGGUCAUUUCAUCGAUGAAUUGGAAAGUGGAAAAAGUUUAUUUAUAGCAAGGGAGCCUGAAGAGGCCACUGCUUUUUUUCUUUCGCUAAGCAUUGUCAAUAUCAUCCAAUACAUCUACAGGCCUUGCACCAAUUAUUCGCACGAACGUCUACAGAACGUUGUCAACUACAUUCACAUUAUAUCAAAGAAAUACACAUAUUGGAAGAGAAGCAGCGGGGCUGACCAUUUUAUGGUUUCUUGUCAUGAUUGGGCACCAGAAGUCUCAGCAAAUGACCCUGAGCCCCCAAACGUUCUAUGUAAUGCCAACACUUCGGAAGGCUUCCAAUUUGUGAGAGACGUCUCCUUUCCUGAAGUUCAUUUACUUAAUGAAAAUUUGGAUAUCCCAAGAUUAGGCCAGCCCCCAAACAAACGUUCAAUCUUUGCCUUCUUUGCUGGUGGAGAUCAUGGGCAUGUAAGGAAGAUAUUGUUUAGGCACUGGAAAAACAAAGACACAGCUAUUCAAGUGCAUGACUAUCUUCCACAAACAGCAAAUUACUCGGAGCUAAUGGGUGAAAGCAAGUUUUGCUUGUGCCCUAGAGUGGUGGAGUCCAUACAUGCAGGAUGCGUCCCGGUUAUCAUAUCCGAUAAUUAUGUGCUACCAUUCAGUGACGUUCUUGAUUGGAGUCGAUUUUCGGUUCAUAUUCCCAUUGCAAAGAUACCCGAAAUUAAGAAAGUCUUGCAAGCAAUUUCAGAGGAAGAGUAUUUAGCAAAGCAAAAGCAUGUAAUUGAGGUGCAAAGACAUUUUGUGCUUAAUAGACCAGCUAAGCCAUAUGAUUUAAUGCACAUGGUGCUGCAUUCUGUAUGGCGUAGGAGGCUUAACAUAAGGCUCCCCUUGUGA